Molecule: messenger RNA, 2613 nt
Organism: Gadus morhua (Atlantic cod)
Lineage: Eukaryota; Metazoa; Chordata; Actinopteri; Gadiformes; Gadidae
Gene: gck
Product: glucokinase (hexokinase 4)
Exons: 10
Coding region: 82-1518 (478 amino acids)
Biological process (GO): glucose metabolic process; intracellular glucose homeostasis; carbohydrate phosphorylation
Cellular component (GO): mitochondrion; cytosol
Molecular function (GO): glucokinase activity; D-glucose binding; fructokinase activity
Source: RefSeq, a predicted model, not a curated record
UAAUAGACACACACACACACUCAGCGCACACCUAGAAACACCCCGAGCCCGUUGAGCAGCACAUCCAGUAGACCCUUGGAGAUGCCGUGUGUGAGCACUCAUCUUAGGCAGAUUCUGAAGAUGCCCAGUAGUUACAACGCUGAGGUGGAUCAAAGCCUCAUGGUGGAGCAGAUUCUCUCCGAGUUCCGUCUGAAUAAGGAGGACCUGAAAGAGGUCAUGAAGAGGAUGCAGCUUGAGAUGGACCGAGGACUGCGUCUGGAGACACACAAGGAAGCCAGCGUCAAAAUGCUCCCCACCUAUGUCUGCUCUACCCCAGAAGGAUCAGAGGUGGGAGACUUCCUCGCCCUGGACUUGGGGGGCACCAACUUCCGGGUGAUGCUGGUGAAGGUGGGAGAGGACGAGGAGCGGGGCUGGAAGGUGGAGACCAAAAACGAGAUGUAUUCUAUCUCUGAAGACGCGAUGACCGGAACUGCUGAAAUGCUCUUUGACUACAUAGCGGAGUGCAUCUCAGAUUUUCUCGGCAAACACCACAUCAAGCAUAAGAAGCUUCCUCUCGGGUUCACCUUCUCCUUCCCCGUCCGACAUGAAGAUAUUGACAAGGGCAUUCUACUGAACUGGACCAAAGGUUUCAAGGCUUCAGGGGCAGAAGGGAACAAUAUUGUGGGCCUGCUGAGGGAUGCAAUCAAGAGGCGAGGGGACUUUGAGAUGGAUGUGGUUGCCAUGGUGAACGACACAGUGGCCACAAUGAUAUCUUGCUACUACGAAGACCGCAGCUGUGAGGUUGGGAUGAUUGUUGGCACUGGUUGCAACGCCUGUUACAUGGAGGAGAUGCGAACUGUGGAGCUGGUGGAGGGAGAAGAGGGUCGCAUGUGUGUGAACACAGAGUGGGGGGCCUUCGGGGACAACGGGGAGCUGGAAGACUUCAGACUGGAGUACGACCGGGUGGUGGACGAGUUCUCACUGAACCCCGGACAGCAACUAUAUGAGAAGCUGAUCAGCGGGAAGUACAUGGGAGAGCUGGUCAGGCUGGUUUUGAUCAAGCUCGUCAACCAAGACCUGCUGUUUAACGGCGACGCUUCAGACCUGCUCAAGACACGCGGCGGCUUCGAGACGCGUUAUGUGUCCCAGGUGGAGAGUGACUCUGGGGACAGGAAGCAGAUCUACAACAUCCUGUCCACCUUGGGCUUGCUGCCGUCAGAGCUGGACUGUGACAUCGUGCACCUGGUGUGUGAGAGCGUCUCCACACGCUCCGCCCACAUGUGCGCCGCCGGUCUCGCCGCGGUGAUCAAUGUCAUGCGCGAGCGCCGCAGCCAGGAGGCCCUCAAGAUCACGGUGGGCGUCGACGGGUCCGUCUACAAACUGCACCCAUGUUUCCAAAACAGGUGCCACGAGGUAGUCCGGGAGCUCACACCGCAUUGUGACAUCACCUUCAUCGAAUCAGAGGAGGGGAGUGGCCGGGGCGCCGCCCUAAUCUCGGCCGUAGCCUGUAAGAUGGCAGCCUGCAUGAUCACACAGUAGGGCUGUCGUCUCGCAGCGCCUCACUAACGGGGAUCUCCGACGGCCUUCAGUGUCCUUUUCCUGAGACAGUGUGGCCAUGGGAGGAUCUCUGGCCAGAAGUUUGGACGCACUUCUUGAGCUGCGGAAUGUCUUUCGCAAUGUAAGCAAGUGUCCACAUGAAGACCACCACAGACCAUCGCUCCAUUUUUAAUAAUUACUAUCAACAUAACGUUGUUUCAGAUAUUUCUUAUAGGAUCAUAAUUUCACAAAACAAAAUCACAAAAAACUGAAAAAAUACCUGCACAGAAGUCAAUUCUAAGUUCAUACGUCCGAGCUGAUAGUUAACAGACGUAGAUGGGCCCCUUUUAAGAUAACAAAUGAGUUGUUCAUGGGGAUGAAGUAGAAGGGUGUAGACGUGAAACUGAAGAUAAGCUAGUCUUGGUAGGACACAAUAACAGACCGGAUCAAGUGAAAGGUAGAGAAGAAGGUUGUAUGUCUCUGUAGGGAUCCUUUCCAUGAUGAAAGUGUGUAAGAUGAGCCUGUCAGUAGCAAAAAUAAGCACUUUUAAAAGACGUUCAUUGUCGGGGCACUAUUGCCUCAAAGGAUUACAUUGCACACCGUUUUUGUGGAUUAUGGCUGCAGCUUUCUUCCUCAACACGACCAAUUUAGAAAAACAUUGCCACAUCAGUCACUUAGACCCAAAAUGAUCAGAAAAUAUGGUUCAGGUAGAAAAACCCAUGCCCAUAUGCUGCUGAUCUAUUUAUUAGGUGAGUGCUGCAUGCAGCGCUCAACUAUUGUUCUUCAUAAGUUUCUUUCUUUCUUUCUUUCCUCUUUAUUAUUCUCUACAAACUUUGGAACCUAUCUCCUUCCUCAAUUGUUCACCUAAAGACAUUUUAAAAUGUUCAGAAUAGCUUGGAAUCGCGUUGCUCGCUUCUUUUCUGAUUUUUUUAAAUAUUUUAUACUUUUUAAGAUAUUCUACUUUUAAAAUACUACCUUUUUUAAACAUUGGAGUCAAGGGGAGGCCUUCGAUAUAAUUUAAACUUUAAUCAGAAUCACAGUUUUAGUUUCAUACCGGCUUCGUUUUCUGUUGGUCUCAUUGAUUUAUAUUGAAGCUGU